This is a messenger RNA of Trichoderma reesei QM6a, 156 nucleotides long. RefSeq lists its product as uncharacterized. NCBI's taxonomy places the organism in Eukaryota, Fungi, Ascomycota, Sordariomycetes, Hypocreales, Hypocreaceae. The transcript is spliced from 8 exons. The coding region runs from base 1 to 156 and encodes 51 amino acids. The record is from RefSeq and is a predicted model, not a curated record.
AUGCUGCUAAGUGUUAAUAAGAGGCUAUUAGAAGAAGAUAAGGUAUAUUACUUAAGAGUAUCCCUGCUAGUGUAUUUACCCUUACUACUUUACCCACUUACCUUUUACUUAACUAUUUUUACUUAUAUAACUUUAAGUAGCUUAUUAAUAAAAUAA